Messenger RNA from Eimeria tenella, 783 nucleotides. RefSeq lists its product as uncharacterized. NCBI's taxonomy places the organism in Eukaryota, Apicomplexa, Conoidasida, Eucoccidiorida, Eimeriidae. The transcript is spliced from 5 exons. The record is from RefSeq and is a predicted model, not a curated record. The coding region runs from base 1 to 783 and encodes 260 amino acids.
AUGUCCAAUGGUCACUCGGCGCUUCCAGGGCCUGCUGCUGCUGCUGCUGCUGCAGGAGCGGAUGCAGCAGCGGCAGCAGGAGCGCUGCAAGUAGCCCGUGCUGCUGCGGGUGAGGCUGCUGCGCUGCUGUCUGCAGCAGCGGGCGACGCCUCAGCCCGCAGCACUGCAGCAGCAGCAGCAGCAGCAACAGCAAACACUCCGAACCAGCAGCAGCAGCAGCAGCAGCAGCAAGCAGAAGCAGCAGCAACAGAUGCAGAAGUAGCAGCACUAAGAAUCCCCGGCUUGAGACAAUUAAGUAAUGUUGAUGCGUUUCAGCAAACACCGCUUAAGCAGCAGCAAUUGAAACAGCAGCAGCAGCAGCAGCAGCUGGUGCUGCCUUCCUCAGCAGCAACGCCUGCCUCAGCAAGAGCAGCAGCAGCAGCGGCUGCUGUUGCAGCAGCAGAAGCAGCAGCAGAAGCAGCAGCAGAUGCUUAUGUGGCGACAGCAGAAGCUGCAGCGUUAUCGGCUUCGGGUGCAGCUGAAGGUGCUGGUGCUGCUGCCAGUUGCGAGCAGCAGCAGCAGCAGCAGCAAGACCAGCGGCAGACGCUGCAGGAGCUAGAGAAUAGCCAUGCAACCUUGUGCCAGUUAGGCCGCCAGCAGCAGCAGCAGCAAGAGCAGCACCACAAAGUGGGGUUUUCUGGGGACGCAGCAGCAAACGCAGCAGCAGCAGAAAGCUCAGGGAGCAGCAGCAGCCGCGAGCGCAGGCGGCAGCAGCAGCAGCAGCAGCAGCAGCAACAGCGGUAG